Colletotrichum karsti is the source of this 2256-nucleotide messenger RNA. RefSeq lists its product as uncharacterized. The transcript has 2 exons. NCBI's taxonomy places the organism in Eukaryota, Fungi, Ascomycota, Sordariomycetes, Glomerellales, Glomerellaceae. The coding region runs from base 1 to 2256 and encodes 751 amino acids. The record is from RefSeq and is a predicted model, not a curated record.
AUGGAAGCAGCGGCGAAGAAGGUCCAACUACUGGCCCAGCGCAUCCUGCCCGACCGACCGCAUCACCUAUCCGUCACUCCCGACCAGCGCUUUCGCGUCCCUCCCGAUCAUAGCAAGGUCUUUGAGGAGCUCAAGUUCCAGCGCCUACAGUACAUGACGCUACAGUCGGACGCUGAACGCGGCAUGCUGCUCACUCGACCCUACUAUGACAUGCGCGAAGAACCUCCGAACCCAGUCACCGCCAAAGAGCCGAACGUGAAGAUGGAAAAGAAGACCGUCACCAAAUUGUCGUUGAGUGACUACAAGAACAAACAGAAGAAGGCAUCCGCGUCUCCCACCGACUCGGGAGCUACGCCAAGGACAGAUGUUUCCAGGAAAGAGGCAAUAGAAGGUCGGAACGACCGAGAACCAAAAAAGGUUGAUGCGUAUAGGAGUCGGGAAUACGACGCAUCCAAGGACACAAAGGCGCAAAAGUCGCGCGAAGGUCCCACUGACGAGAGAUCGAGCAGGCCUGAGGCAAGGCCGAGGCCAACGCAGGAAAGUAAUGAUACCCCGGAGAAGCGAAAGCGGGCGGACACGGACGGCGAGUUGCGACCGCAGAAACGAGCGAGACCAGAAGCCAGCACCCCUCUCGACGAGCGAUCGCGAACACCCCGAGAUGAUACCCCGAAGAGGAAAGAGCUGCACUCUUCGCAGGACAGGACGCCGCAAAAGGAGAGCAAGUCAAGUACUGCCUCAUCAUCGAUAACGAAUGGAAGAUCCGCGCUGAAGGCGGCCUUGGGUUCGGGCGCCAACAAGUCGCCAGUGUCACGUGCGCGCGGCGAUUCCAUCAAUGGCAACAGACCAAGUCCCUCUCUCAGCAGUAAGAGCAAGACGGACCCGAGGACAGCAAUGCCACCGCUACUCUCGCCGCUGCACCUUCCGAAUGAAUCGGACUCUCAUACCAAGGAAAAGAAGAGACGGGAGGAUGCUCUCGAUCAUGUUAAGCCUCAAAAGCCUUCAAGACAAGAACCGCUGCCGCCUAUCAAGAGGCCAAAGUCUCCUCUUCGACUCCCGGCUCUGUUGUCCCCCACACUGCCACCGGCGCUUGAAGAGGAGCUUGCACGAAUUAAGAAGACACCAACAAAGGGAUCGACACCUAGUCAAAAGAUACAACCUCCAGAAUCACCGACUAGCAACAAGCGGCCCUACGUCGUACCUAAGGAGGAGGAGGAGGACAGAAAGGAUUUCAAGGACAAGGUCAAGGAAAGGCCACGCAGAUUGAUGGUGACGCUGAAAUAUCCUAAGAAGAUAUCCAAGUCGGUCCAACGACUGCUGGCUCUGCCCCCGAAGAAGGACGCAAUCAAGAAGGAACGCUCCGCAAGUAUAGAGCCACCAGCACCGCCUCAGGCAAGGAAACGGCCAAUAGGGAGCACAGAGAAUGUUGGAGAUUCUAUCGCCGUCAAGCGACCCAGGACGUCGGACGUCGCCAGCUCCAAACUUGUCGCUCCGUCAACGCCAUCCAAGGCAGCCACUUCAAUGUCGAGAGUGGCAUCGAGCAACUCGGUAAACACCCCAGUGGACGGCAACAGUUUGACUCCUGCGGCUCCCCCCUCAGCAGACCGAGAUCGGCCACAGACAAGAGACCUGAGGGAGCCUUUCAACCCAGCAAAGAUUCAAGCAUUGCGCGAGCGUUAUGCUCGCUUUAGCAAGCUUGGAACGAAGUUGAAGCAUGAGCGCGAUAUGCUCUUCGAGCGUAAGAACGAUCGAGGCGGCCAUUCUUCCGACUCGGACAGCAAACUGGGUAUCAUUUUAGGACUGGAGACGGCUCUGGCGUUCAUGACCGGCUUCAGGGCAGUGGUCGAUGCGCGUUCAAUAGAGAGCAAGGCGCAAGAUCCGAAACAAUGGGGCAGCAUUCUACCAGUACUCAACAUCAUGCGCCCGGAGCUGCGCAAGAGUGGUCCCUUGGAAGCCUUGUUCUGGCAGAUUCAGGGCGUCAUUCAUGAGGAGCUGCUGAGGUGCUACUGGUCUAUCGACCCGACGCCGCAUGCGGUGGCCAUCAUCAGCCACGAACGGGGCCGCUCAAACGCGUGGAAGUCGGCUGCGGACUUUGUCGAGCGGAUCGAGGACAGCUCCAUGCGCGCAAACAUGGGCCCUUGGACUACGGUGGAGGAAGCCGUCGCGUCGGCACUGAGGAUCAUGCGCCGCUGGGCUCAACAGGAGCACGUCUCAUGGCGCGCCGAGGUCACGGUAUCAGCGGCCAACGGGACGUCAUAG